AUGGCUGGCAUUUCUGCUGCUCGUUUAACGGAAGAACGUAAAGCUUGGAGAAAAGAUCAUCCGUUUGGGUUCAUUGCGGGUAUACCAGGUAAAACUGGUACAGCAUGGGAAGGUGGCCUGUUUAAAUUACGAAUGUUAUUUAAGGACGAUUAUCCAUCUACUCCUCCAAAAUGUAAAUUUGAGCCACCGUUAUUUCAUCCGAAUGUUUAUCCAUCUGGUACUGUUUGUUUGUCAUUGUUAGACGAAGAAAAAGAUUGGAGACCGGCAAUAACCAUCAAACAAAUAUUAUUAGGUAUACAAGAAUUAUUAAAUGAACCAAACUGUAAAGAUCCAGCACAAGCAGAAGCGUAUGCGAUUUAUAUGCAAGACAAAGUCGAUUAUGAAAAACGUGUUAGAGAGCAAGCAGCUAAAUUCAGAACACAAGAUAUAUGA
This is a messenger RNA of Didymodactylos carnosus, 432 nucleotides long. The record is from the annotation of a GenBank genome assembly. NCBI's taxonomy places the organism in Eukaryota, Metazoa, Rotifera, Eurotatoria, Philodinida, Philodinidae.